UCGGCCGCAAGGGUCGGAGCACCCCGGCGGCCCGCCUCGGCCAGCUACCGGUAUGCGUCCAUGACCAUCCGCCGCCACGCCAGCGACAUUCCGCCGUCCAGGACCGGUAACUACACCGGUGGCGAGCCCACAACUCGCAGACGCUCCUUUGGACGUCGCUUCCUCUUGUAUGCAACAUUCAGCACACUCUUCUUCUACGGCGGCUCCGUGGCGCUUGCAACGCGCUCUGAUCGCUAUGCCGGCUUUUUCACCGAGUCCGUGCCUUUGGGCGAGAAGAUCAUGGACUUUGUGGACCAAUACGACCUGGAGGAUGUCUCUGUCACCGAAGCCGCCGGCAAGGCUGCAUCGAUCGGCAAGGCGGUAUACAGCUCACUCUCUGGCGCUGCCUCGCGCACGUUCAGCGGCGACAGCAGCAGUACGGGUGGGCAAGGCGAAAAGGACGUUCGCACUUUGCUUGCAGAGGCUAGGGACAAGGCCGCACGCGAAGCUCGCAAAGCCAAGCUGGAGGUGCAGAGCGCGAGCAAAGACGCACAGGAAAAAGGACAGGAGCUAUACCAGUCUGCCAAGCAGCGCUCUGAACAGCUUGUCGAGCAGGCCAAACAGGCUGCUCAGCGUGCAGAGGAUGAGGUGCGCGCAAAGGCGCAAGAGCUCGUCGGCGGCGCGAAGGACGCCAAAGCUGGUGCACUCAGAGAGACCCGCGGGCUUGCAGGUGGUGUCAAGGUCUUCUUUGGAAACCAGCCCAAUACUGAAGAAGGGAACCCAAAGCCGAUCGGUAACUUGACCGGCGGAAAGUCAUCUGACCAAGUUGCCGCUCCAACGAAACCCUGGUCUGAGCCUUUGCCGUUGCAGCACGAGCCGCCUGCCGGCUAUAUCGCACCUCGCUCCGACCGACCUCUGUCCGCCUCCAACGAGAGCAAGGCCGCUCUGCGUCCUGAUCCUGGUGCCCCACAGCUGCCUCUGCUGGCGCCUGCGAUCUCCAAGCUUGCCAGCUCAUCGUCAGAACCCGUGAUCGCACAACUUGCAUCGACAAUCGACGACCUAGCGCAGUUCAUCAAGGAUGCACCGGCCACAAGCAGCUUCCAGGCGAAAGAGGUGCUGAACCUCGCACGUGCGGACUUGGAGAAGCUCACCGACCGCCUCGAUGCCAUUAAGGAGCAGGAGGCGGCGCGCGUGGAUGCCGCGCUCAAGCAGCAGCAAUCCAAGUACGAGGCGGAGCUGUCGCGCGCCUCGGAACGCGCGAACCAGGACCUGACCAAGAAGGACGAGGAGUGGCACAAGAACUUUGAGGUGGAGAGCACCAAGCAGGUCAAGGAGUACCAGACCAAGUUGCAGGCGGAGCUUGCAACGCAGAGCGAGCUAAUCAACGAGCGCCUGCGCGAGGAGGUCAUCGCACAAGGGAUCGAGCUACAGCGCAGGUGGAUGCGAGACAUCAAAGCGCGCGUUGAGCAGGAGCGCGGCGGGCGCCUAGCCAGGCUCGCCGAGCUCGCAACGCAGGUGAAGCAUCUGGAGAACGUCACGCGGGAGAACGGGAAGGAGAUGGAGAGCAGCAGCAGGCUGAACACGCUUAUGGCCAGCAUCAGGGCGCUGCAAACCGUUAUCAAUAGUCCUGGGCUUGUGCAGGACGGUUGUGCAUCAGACGACGGCGGAGAAGACGAGGCCAUCCUCCUUGCUGGCAAGCAGCCCUUCCGCGACUCAUUACGUCGUCUCAAGGCCAACGCUUCGGCGACGGACAGCCCAAUCAUCUCCAGCGUACUGUCAUACCUUGACCAAUCUCCCAUCCCGGACGAGGGAGUGGAUUCGUUUAUCACACUCUCCACGUGGUUCCAGGACAAGGUCAGUCCGGCUGUCCUACGCACGGCCCUCUUGCCUGAGAACGCGGGCGUGCUCGCGCAUGCGACCAGCGCGCUGCUCGCCCCACUCCUCUUCAAGAAGCGCGCAUCGGCCUCUUCUGGAUCCGCGCCGGUGAUUGGCGAGAAGCAGCAGCAGGACGUGCCCAGCAUCCUCGCGCGUGCAGAGUACCUACUCCAGCGCGAAGACCUCGACGGCGCGGCAAGGGAAGUGAAUCAGCUGCAGGGCUGGGGCAAGAUCCUCGCGCAGGAUUGGCUCCGUGCAGCGCGCAACAGGCUCGAGGUGAGCCAGGCGCUCGAGGCUGUCAAGAGCGAGACAAGGUACUUGUCUCUGCUGAAUGCGUGAUGUGCGCAAAUGAGUAGGGAGGAGUGGGUUUAGAAAAGUGGUGUGAACCGGCUCACACCCACGCCCGGAGCCGCGAGGAACGGGAGGAGCUCCGCUGAUUUGUACAUGUGCAGACACACACAAAUUAGAGUGCGCAAGGAAUCGUAAUUGGCGAAUGGCGAG
Tilletiaria anomala UBC 951 is the source of this 2355-nucleotide messenger RNA. RefSeq lists its product as uncharacterized. Gene Ontology annotation, cellular component: MICOS complex. Gene Ontology annotation, biological process: cristae formation. Bases 61 to 2193 code for a protein of 710 amino acids. The record is from RefSeq and is a predicted model, not a curated record. Lineage: Eukaryota; Fungi; Basidiomycota; Exobasidiomycetes; Georgefischeriales; Tilletiariaceae. The transcript is spliced from 2 exons.